CCGCACACCCCGGCGGAAGAGGCAGAUUCAGGAAGCCAUUACGCAGCUGGCUGGCAGGGGCUGAGCCGGUCGGGGCUGGGCCCUACGCACUUUACGUAGCGAGGGGGGUUACCAAAGGCCUGGUGCUUGGCCUUGGGCAAGCCCGGCCUAUCCCCCGUAGAGGGGGGGUGGGUGACGAGCGAGGCUGAGGAAGAAGAGAAGGGGUAUUGGGGCCGUUAGGGGAUUAUAAUUUCUUUAAAAAGCAGAGUUGGGAGAGGUCAUGGCCGUCCCAGCCAAGAAGAGGAAGAUGAACUUCUCUGAGCGAGAGGUGGAGAUCAUCGUGGAGGAGUUGGAACUGAAGAAGCACCUGCUGGUGAACCACUUCAACGCUGGGGUCCCUCUGGCUGCAAAGAGCGCGGCGUGGCACAGCAUCCUGAGAAGGGUCAACGCCGUGGCCACCUGCCGCAGGGAGCUGCCUGAGGUCAAGAAGAAGUGGUCUGACCUUAAGACCGAGGUCCGUCGCAAGGUUGCCCAGGUCCGGGCGGCCGUGGAGGGUGGUGAGGCCCCAGGGCCCACUGAGGAAGACGGAGCUGGUGGGCCUGGGACAGGUGGGGGUAGUGGCGGCGGUGGCCCUGCUGUAGCCCCAGUACUGCUCACCCCCAUGCAACAGCGCAUCUGCAACCUGCUGGGCGAGGCCACCAUCAUCAGCCUGCCCAGCACUACAGAGAUCCACCCCGUGACCCUUGGACCCACGGCCACCGCAGCCGCAGCCACGGUCACCCUGACACAGAUCCCCGCAGAGACCACCUAUCACACGCUGGAGGAGGGAGUGGUAGAGUACUGCACGGCCGAGGCUCCCCCGCCCCUGCCGGCCGAGGCCCCAGUGGAGAUGAUGACCCAGCACACGGACGCCUCGGUCAAGCCACAGGCGCUCAAGAGCCGCAUAGCCCUCAACUCAGCCAAGCUGAUCCAGGAGCAGCGGGUCACCAACCUACACGUGAAGGAGAUUGCCCAGCACCUGGAGCAGCAGAACGACCUGCUGCAGAUGAUCCGCCGCUCCCAGGAGGUGCAGGCCUGCGCCCAGGAGCGCCAGGCUCAGGCCAUGGAGGGUACCCAGGCAGCCCUGAGCGUCCUCAUCCAGGUCCUCCGGCCCAUGAUCAAGGAUUUCCGCCGCUACCUGCAGAGCAACAUGCCUAACCCCGCCUCUGCCUCUGACCCUGGACAAGUGGCCCAGAAUGGGCAGCCAGACAGCAUCAUCCAGUGAGGGCUGGGGGUCGAGCCAGCCUUCCGCUGUGAUUGGAUGACACCGCCAUGGUCUUGUAAGUGGGCUGUGCAAUUGGCCUUAGGCUAGGGCCGGCCAUGUGGACAGCUCCCAAUGUGAGAGACAUUUAGGGGUCCACUGUUUCUGAGAAAUGAAGAAGAAUUUGUUGGGUUCCUGGGACCCCAACUCUCUUACCCCCACCCCUGGAACUGUCCUGCUAACAACCUGGGGGUCAGGCGCUGGUGAUGGGGCCCACGUUGUCAUGAGCCAGGGCUUGUGACAUGACCCAGACUCAGACCAGAACAACUAUAGGGAAGGCCGUCACUGGGGGCCGUCUCACAGCCGAGGGUCUGUGCUGAGAUACCCGCCGCCCCACCCAGGUGCCGUCCUUUCAGUAAGAUGUCCGUGGUGCUGGCAGUGGCACUUCUUCCUCCCUUGGGAGGCAGAGUGACUGGUGGGCGUGAGGAGGAAACCCCACCCUUAUCUCCUUCUCACUGUGCCUCAGUUCUCAGGGGACUCUAGUUAAUGCCAUGCUCUCCCCCAACCCCACCACACCCAGGCACAGCAGGGGCCCUUGUUAGUGCCCUGAGCUGCCCCUGCAGUACACCCAGGCGGUGGCCUGCCGCAGUGCCGGGUGUGGUGGGGACAGCUUGGCUGCCAUCUGGUCUUCCACUGCGUCCUUGGGCAGCCCUUUGGUGGUUUGUCCCGACAGCUUUGACUCAGGUCAAGCAUCAGGCUUUGGGUGCUGUAAAUGUUACUUCCUGCCCCACUGCAGUGGGUCUGAGGCUUCUUCCAGAAGGCUUCCUGCAAGCUAGUUGUAUUUAUUCUGUACACGAACCCCUCUGGGAAGACCUCUAGGACCUCGGAGGGCAGCUCAGACCCCACCCUUCCUCCUUGCCUCUCUACUGACUGUGCGUUUCCAAAACUCAGUGCAGAAAAAAGCCUGCCCAGUAUCGUAUCACAUCCUGGACUCCUUUCUCACAUCAUUCAGCACCUCAUGCUUUUGCGAGACCCUCACUGAUGGGUUGGGUGAAUCUGGAGGCCUGAUUGGCCCUGAAUGUGCAGCGUGGGAGAGUUGAAGCUGACCUAAGAAGUGGGAUCUUGGACUUCUGUGCUCGGGGAAGAGCAGACCAACCUCAGUGCUGAAAGAGGUGGCGUUCCCGGUUCUGUUCUGAUGUUUUCUCCCCAUUUGUACAGACUUUACCCGGAUGGCAUUUGUCUGUUUCAUUUUCAGAAUCACCAUCGAGACCCUUGCAUCUUCCCCAGUCAUUUCCCAAGUUUGCCAUUUUGUUGCUAACGCCUUGGCUACACGUGACCGAUAGUUACAACUCAAGGCUCCAGAUCUCAGCUAAAUAAUGAAGGUGCUGCCCUUCUGGGCACGUUUAGAAUCGCUCAGCUCCACUGUCGCAAUUACGGGAAGAUGCCCCCAAAGACGAUUAAGCAGUGACUUCUACACCACCAACCUCUCUGUAGGGGACGUGUGCAGUGCCAGCUACAGGGCAAUGGAGAGGAAUCAGGCUGGUGAGGGAGUUGGGUGGCAGCCUGUCUAGAAAACGGUGGCCCCUGGCAGCCUGGGCACCCGCCCUCCAUGGAGUCUACUGGCUCCAGCAGAGAAGCUUCAGGGACUCCCUGAGGGUUUGCAGCUUGGUUUGGUUACCUUCUGGGAUUGGCAAUCUGAACCAAUGUUGUGUCUGUUCCAAUUGGGUAUAAAGAGGAGGUUUAGAUCACUUAAACUGACUGGUUCUUUCCAGGUCAUAAUUUUAAAUUAAAGAAAUACCACUUUUUAAAAAGAAUACACAUAUCUGUGUCUUCACUGGUUAUAUAUGGAAGAUGUAUAGGCUUGCCAAGAGCAAGGGCCGGCACACUAUGUCCCACAGGUCAAAUCCGGCCCCCCAGCUGUCUUUGUAAGUAAAGUUUUAUUGAAACACA
Molecule: messenger RNA, 3169 nt
Organism: Vicugna pacos (alpaca)
Lineage: Eukaryota; Metazoa; Chordata; Mammalia; Artiodactyla; Camelidae
Gene: NAIF1
Product: nuclear apoptosis inducing factor 1
Cellular component (GO): nucleus
Source: RefSeq, a predicted model, not a curated record